AAACGCAGAAACAUCUUUCCUUCACAGUGCCUCGCCAGUCGCCACUCUCUUCACAUAACCACUCUCUUAGUGCCUUAUUUUCUCUGAGAAGUGAGAACCGCACACCAAUGUUCUCCUUUUUCUUCUUCUCGAUCUCGCUCUCACAUCUCCAUCAUUCCAUGUUCUUCAUCGCUCAAAUCUCUUCCCAGUUUUCAUCUCAAUCUUAAUCGUGCUCUAAAUCCUUUUCUCGGACAAGCUUGUGCUGAUUUCAAUUGAAAUCUCAAUUGCGCUCUAAUAAUCAGAUUGAGCUCGUAAUUCAGUGAUUUAGAAUCAAAAUUUGGAGGAUUUUCUUCUCUCAAUGAUUUAAAUCUGCAAUUAGCUCCAUCUUCGGUGUUUAAAGGCCUCUUUAGGUUGGUUUCUUAGGAGCCUAAGUGGUACGAGACAAACUAUACAAAUUUUGCUCAGUGAGUGAUAAGCCUCGGAUUGGUAUCUUGAACUUUGUAUAGUUUUAAUGGCUUCCAAACGCAUUACUAAGGAGUUGAAGGACCUACAGAAGAAUCCUCAUGUUUCCUGCAGUGCUGGCCCUGUUGGUGAUGACAUGUUUCAUUGGCAAGCAACAAUUAUGGAUCCCGCAGACAGCCUUUAUGCUGGUGGUGUAUUCCUAGUGAACAUUCACUUCCCACCAGAAUAUCUAUUUAAGCCACCAAAGAUACUUGUUGAUUUUGGACCGUACAAAUUGGAAGACAAACAAUUUUACAGAACUAUUCAUUCCAUAUAUGUUUUCAGCUUGCCUUCAAUUAUUUUUGGUGUAUUUAGGGGAGAAGUUGGAAAAUGGAUUACCAUUAUUGCUGUUGUUCUAAGGCUUUUCCUUCCAAAACACUUCCCUGGUGCUAAUUCCACAGCAUCCAUCACAGAUAAUGGAUUGAAAGCUGCUUAUGCCAUUAAGGCUGGUACAAAAGGACCUAGAGGAUGGACGAUAUCUUUUGUUGCCACUUGUGUGUGAUUUAUUUAUUUUUGUCUCUGCUGUUAAGUGCAUUAUUGAUGAUUGGAAUUAAUAUGCAAAACAUAGUUAUGGGGUGGUAGUAUUUUUUAUUGUUUAGAUUUGUAAUAUGAUUUAUUACUUUUCAAGAGGAAUUUGUGUAUCAAUAUUUUAAAUUUAAUGAAAUAUUUUUUUUGUAG
Molecule: messenger RNA, 1158 nt
Organism: Arachis ipaensis
Lineage: Eukaryota; Viridiplantae; Streptophyta; Magnoliopsida; Fabales; Fabaceae
Source: RefSeq, a predicted model, not a curated record